GGAGAAGAAUCCAAAAGUCAAAAUACGCACAGCCAAACCACGCGAGUUAGGCGCAAGUAACGUAAACAAGGCAUCAGUCUCACGAAACCGGUGGAUUAAUUGUAGUACAAAUUGUGGCCAAAAUGCUAACCAACAGAGUUUUUAUGAAGAAGACCAGAAAAGGUGGCAUAAUAAAAGUAGUACGCGAGCACUACCUUCGCGAUGAUAUCGCCUGUGGAAUCGCAUCCUGUGAGCUCUGUUUGCUGGCCGUUACUCGAACCAGUCUGGACCCCAUGCCGGUCAGUGGUAGCACCAUGUUCGACAGUCCACACUAUUUAAUGCUAGAUACGAACAUCAUUUUGUAUCAGAUCGAUUUUCUUGAGGCAGACGCAAUCCGGAACGUGAUCGUGUUGAGUACCGUUCUGGAUGAGGUAAGACACCGCAGUCCGGUUAUCUUUAAACGACUGAGGAAGAUAAUGGCAGACCCGGGACGUAAGUUUUUUACCUUUGUGAACGAGCAUCAUAAGGAUACGUACUUGAGCAAGGAUGUUGGAGAAUCAGCUAACGACCGUAAUGAUCGUAUGAUCCGCAAGGCUGCACUUUGGUAUGGACAACACAUACGGAAGGGGAAUCUGAAAAGCAAGCUGAAGGUGGUUAUUUUGAGUGACGAUGCAGAGAAUCGAAAUCGUGCGAAGAAAGAGAACUUGUUGGUUUCGUCGGUAGCAGAUUAUGUGGUGUCGCUGGCCGGCCACCCGGAGCUUAGGGACAAGGUCUUCAAUACGGAGAAGUGGCAGGAUGAUUCCAAAAUCAUUUUCCCAGCACAUCUCACUGUGUCGCAAAUUCACGAUGGAAUAAAGAAAGGGGAGUUGCUGCAGGGGAGCUUUUUUGCGUCCAGAGACAAUUUUCUGGAAGGAAAUAUCAGGGUGGAGAGUAUUGACGAACCGGUUUUGAUCCAGGGCCGAAUUAAUUUGAAUCGUGCGGUGGAUGGGGAUAUCGUGGCUAUAAGAAUGCUACCGAAGAGCGAGUGGAAAUGUCCCAGUGGAGUGGUUUUGGUGGAUGAACAGAAUGUGGAUGAUGAAGGAAUGGAAACAGCGGAUCCGGAGUUCAAGCAGGAGCCUGGAAGUGAGGUAACUCCUACCGCUGCCGUGGUCGGUAUUAUUAAACGAAAAUGGCGACAGUACUGUGGAAUUCUAGCAGCAAAUGCUCUAAGCCAAUCCACUAGACAUCUGUUUGUUCCGUCUGAGAGAAAAAUUCCACGGAUUCGUAUUGAGACACGCCAGUCAGCGACACUGAUUUCGCAAAGGAUAGUUGUGGCAAUUGACUACUGGCCACGUCAUUCCAAGUACCCUAUCGGCCAUUUUGUACGAGCUUUGGGUGAGAUUGGAGAAAAGGACACGGAAAACGAGGUUAUCCUGUUGGAGCAUGACGUGCCUCACGGAAGUUUCUCUGCUGAGAUUCAAAGUCAACUGCCGAAACUACCUUGGUUCCCUGAACCAGAGGAGUAUAAAAAACGUGUAGAUCUUAGAGGUAUAACUAUUUGCUCAGUCGAUCCACCAGGUUGUACCGAUAUUGAUGACGCAUUGCACGCUCGAAGACUAGAUAAUGGACGAAUAGAGGUUGGAGUGCACAUAGCGGAUGUCACGCACUUCAUAAAACCAGGAACAGCUCUGGACAAAGAGGCAGCUCUCAGAGCCACUACAGUUUACUUGGUGGAUAAGCGAAUCGACAUGGUUCCAGACGUUCUCAGUUCAAAUCUCUGCUCUUUGCGUGGCAACGAAGAGCGAUUAGCUUUCUCCUGUAUCUGGGAGCUUGAUGACGAUGCAAAGAUUCUCAACACAAGGUUCCAUAAAUCCAUAAUUGAAUCUAAAGCAGCGCUUACCUAUCAGGAAGCUCAACUUAUUAUUGACGAUGCUACGCAAACAAACCAAACUGCUCAGUCGCUAAGGCUGCUGAAUAAAUUGGCGAAAUUGUUGAAGCAACGUCGUAUUGACAAUGGAGCCCUGGUUCUUGCUUCCCCGGAAAUUCGUUUCAACAUAGACAGCGAAACGCACGAUCCAAUAGAUGUUGUGGCGAAAAAGAUGCUGGACACAAACUCGAUGGUCGAAGAGUUUAUGUUGCUGGCAAAUGUUUCAGUUGCAGAAAAGAUCGAACGAGAAUUCCCUGAAUGUGCUAUGCUUAGACGGCAUCCAUGUCCACCGGAUGCCAACUUCGAACCUUUAAAGAAAGCUGCAUCCUACCAAGGCUUUGAAAUCAUCACUUCCAGCGGUAAAGAAUUUGCCACCAGUUUGGACAAUGCAGUUAAACCGGAAAAUCCAUACUUCAACACCUUGCUGAGAAUUCUGGCCACACGCUGUAUGAUGCAAGCGGUUUAUUUUAUUAGCGGAACAAUUCAGCAAGCGGAGUAUUUCCACUACGGUCUGGCCUCUCCUAUCUAUACUCACUUCACUUCACCGAUUCGUCGAUAUGCUGAUGUUGUUGUGCAUCGUCUGUUAGCGGCCUGCAUAGGUGCCGACAGCACCUAUCCGGCACUGCUGGAUAAACAGAGCAGUUCACAGCUGUGUAACAAUCUUAACUAUCGCAACCGGAUGGCUCAGUACGCGGGACGAGCAUCGGUCGCCCUGCACACCCAUCUGUUCUUCCGCAACAAAUCCGAAGACGAACAGGGUUACAUCUUGUUUGUUAAGAAAAAUGCCAUUCAGGUAAUCAUUCCCAAGUACGGACUGGAGGGAACUAUUUACGUUGCAGGAAAGAACGGUGAACAGCUUCGAAGUGGUCCAAGCUUUCAGUAUAAUGAGGAAACGCAAACCCAACGCUGUGGUGAUGUGGAAUUCCAUGCGUUCGAUCCGAUUACCGUGCGGUUGAGCCUGGAUUCGACUAACGUGCAGCAUCAACGGUUGGUGUUCGAACUCGUCACACCGUUCAUUGAGGGUUUCAGCGUUGCGCCACUGGAAACGAGCGAUACGAAGCAGAAGAGGAAAAGCGUGCCUCAGAAUGAGCAGGAGCCGAAUGAGAAGGCGGUGAAAAAGUGCAAGAAAGAAGGCGAGGGCAGCAAACGUAAGAAAAAGUAACUUUGAGUUCUUUGCGAGGACGGCUAUAAUAGCGAACAUCGACGACAAUAGAAUAAAGGUCAGUUAACCUUCCGGCAGUCGCGCUAGUGCACAGAGUGCAUGCUGCUCUGAAAAACUAGCGAAAUCGUUUUAGAGCAUCAGCGGCUUCUCGUUCAGCGCGACUUCCGGAGGGUUAAACAAAUUGAGCAUCUAUGUUGAUGAAACACAU
Topomyia yanbarensis is the source of this 3255-nucleotide messenger RNA. RefSeq names its product exosome complex exonuclease RRP44 (gene Dis3). The coding region runs from base 123 to 3047 and encodes 974 amino acids. Gene Ontology annotation, cellular component: cytoplasmic exosome (RNase complex); nuclear exosome (RNase complex). The transcript has 3 exons. The record is from RefSeq and is a predicted model, not a curated record. Lineage: Eukaryota; Metazoa; Arthropoda; Insecta; Diptera; Culicidae. Gene Ontology annotation, molecular function: 3'-5'-RNA exonuclease activity; endonuclease activity; RNA binding. Gene Ontology annotation, biological process: rRNA catabolic process.